CCCGUCAGCCCACAUGUGACCGACUCUAUGGAUGCCCUGGAUUACUGUGAUUAACUACCACCACACACGAGAUGCAAAGCAUGCGAUACAAGGAAUUAUAGAGAGGUUAGUGCAAAUUCCGGACAUACCUUGGCUACUUGAACUCAGUUUGCAGGGCGGCAACGUCACUACGCACUCAUGGAGUAUGAACCCAUUAUCUUCAGUCAACAUAAUUAUCGUGACAAUUCAGAUCCUGCAUCUCGUGUACGGUAGAAUAGAUAGAAAAUACAACUGCAACUCAUUGAUCGCAGAGCGCAACGCUUCUUUUCCUCGAACCUCUGUCCCGCCUUUUAUAUUACUGUGGGUCCUCCGAUGGAGGUUCUGAGAGGUCGGUGAGCCUAUGGGAGUAGAUCUCCUGGCUUAAAGGCUACUCAGAAUGCUAGACCUCGCCAUAUUGCUUUUUUGGGUACCCUUGGGUUUACCCGGAAACCCGCCAAGAACCAAUAACCUCAUAUAUUACAG
Aspergillus welwitschiae is the source of this 501-nucleotide messenger RNA. RefSeq lists its product as uncharacterized. The transcript has 3 exons. The annotation marks the transcript as partial. The record is from RefSeq and is a predicted model, not a curated record. Lineage: Eukaryota; Fungi; Ascomycota; Eurotiomycetes; Eurotiales; Aspergillaceae.